AGCAGCUCAGGGAGAACCAACUGGCUCGUUCUCAAGAAUCUCACAACUCAGAUGGAUGGUUCUACUCUGAGGACUCUCUGUAUGCAACAUGGUCCUCUGAUUACAUUCCACCUCAACCUGCCGCACGGCAAUGCUGUGGUAUGUUACAGCUCCAAGGACGAGGCGGCCAAGGCACAGAAGAGUCUGCACAUGUGCGUACUAGGUAACACUACCAUUCUGGCUGAGUUUGCCAGUGAGGAGGAAAUCAACCGUUUCUUUGCACAAGGUCAGUCAUUGGCCGCUGCCUCCCCGGGCUGGCAGGCCAUUGGCUCCUCUCAGAGCCGAAUGGGCGGAGCCUUGGAGGGUUCCCACCCCUUCCCCAGCCGUGCCCCGGAGCCCAGUCAAUGGAACGUCAGCGACCUCCAUAGCUCCUCCCUUUGGGGCGGGUUGAACUAUUCCACUAGCCUAUGGGGCGCCAGCGAGGGCGGGAGGAUCAACAGCCCUUCUCCAAUCAGCUCCUUCCUCCCCGUGGAUCACCUGACAGGGGGCGGGGACUCCAUGUAAAGCCCGUGUCAGUGGAGUGCCGAACGCUGGACAGCGUGACGACAGACUGGGUCGUCUGGAAUCGUUAUUAAUCUCCAAACACAAAGAAAAAAAGUCCAAGACCAAAAAACAAAAUGGCUCCUUCUCACUUACAAAUAUACAGGAAGGGGGUCACCCUGUGGAAAAUACGUACAGGAAGUAGGGGGGUCACCCUGUGGAAA
Molecule: messenger RNA, 743 nt
Organism: Oncorhynchus tshawytscha (Chinook salmon)
Lineage: Eukaryota; Metazoa; Chordata; Actinopteri; Salmoniformes; Salmonidae
Product: trinucleotide repeat-containing gene 6A protein-like
Exons: 3
Coding region: 52-543 (163 amino acids)
Biological process (GO): miRNA-mediated post-transcriptional gene silencing; positive regulation of nuclear-transcribed mRNA poly(A) tail shortening
Cellular component (GO): nucleoplasm; P-body
Molecular function (GO): nucleic acid binding
Source: RefSeq, a predicted model, not a curated record